Perkinsus marinus ATCC 50983 is the source of this 237-nucleotide messenger RNA. RefSeq lists its product as hypothetical. The coding region runs from base 1 to 237 and encodes 78 amino acids. The record is from RefSeq and is a predicted model, not a curated record. NCBI's taxonomy places the organism in Eukaryota, Perkinsozoa, Perkinsida, Perkinsidae. The transcript is spliced from 3 exons.
AUGGCUCCUACAACUAGGAAAUGUUCUGUCGUGAAGCCUGCUCGGAGUAGACCAGCCUCAGAGUUUGCCCUCUGUAGUGUCCCUGAUUUCUCUCAUCGUUACUACACGGUGUGCUCUUGGCGGGCUAUAAGACGCAAAAUCAAGUAUGGAUGUGUCGGCUCGAGUGUUCUAUUGACCUUCAUGACCAAGUACCACAUUUGCAACAUGACAUACAAGCGUAAUGUGUUCCGGUGUUAA